This is a messenger RNA of Physeter macrocephalus (sperm whale), 789 nucleotides long. RefSeq names its product probable ATP-dependent RNA helicase DDX20. The record is from RefSeq and is a predicted model, not a curated record. The coding region runs from base 1 to 789 and encodes 262 amino acids. Lineage: Eukaryota; Metazoa; Chordata; Mammalia; Artiodactyla; Physeteridae. Gene Ontology annotation, molecular function: RNA helicase activity; ATP binding; RNA binding. Gene Ontology annotation, biological process: spliceosomal snRNP assembly. The transcript is spliced from 8 exons. Gene Ontology annotation, cellular component: SMN complex.
AUGGAUUUAAUUGUUCAGGCUAAGUCUGGCACUGGGAAAACCUGUGUAUUCUCCACCAUUGCUCUGGACUCUCUUGUUCUUGAAAACCUAAGUACCCAGAUUUUGAUCUUGGCUCCUACAAGAGAAAUUGCUGUACAGAUACAUUCUGUUAUCACAGCCAUUGGAAUAAAAAUGGAAGGCUUAGAGUGUCAUGUGUUUAUUGGAGGGACUCCAUUAUCACAAGACAAAACCAGACUUAAGAAGUGUCAUAUUGCUGUUGGUUCUCCUGGCAGAAUUAAACAACUGAUAGAACUUGACUACUUGAAUCCAGGCAGUAUACGUCUCUUUAUUCUUGAUGAAGCAGAUAAGCUUUUAGAAGAAGGCAGCUUCCAGGAGCAAAUAAAUUGGAUUUAUUCUUCCUUGCCUGCCAGUAAACAGAUGUUGGCAGUGUCAGCUACUUACCCUGAAUUUUUGGCUAAUGCUUUGACAAAGUACAUGAGAGAGCCCACUUUUGUAAGACUAAAUUCCGGUGAUCCGAGUCUCAUAGGUUUGAAGCAGUACUACAAAGUUGUCAGUUCAUACCCUUUGGCCCAUAAGAUUUUUGAGGAAAAGACUCAGCAUUUACAAGAAUUGUUCAGCAAAAUUCCAUUUAAUCAAGCCUUAGUCUUUUCUAAUUUACACAGCAGAGCACAACACUUGGCUGAUAUCCUUUCUUCUAAAGGCUUUCCUGCAGAGUGCAUUUCAGGCAACAUGAAUCAGAAUCAGCGUCUUGGCUUCCGUAUUAGUCCUUCGGUCAUGAAUCACUCAUAA